GCCGGGAAGCAGGCAGCAAUAUAAGCCCAUAGUUGGUCAGCGAAGCGCCAACCCAAACUCUGGCUCUUCCCUCCGGCUGCUCUCCGAUAAUUCUAGGGCUGCUCCUCUUUAUACCCUUUCCAAUCUCCCGGGAACGAUCCAGAGUUAGGUUUUCUCCAAUCUCGGCCUCUAUCCCAAAUCGAAACCCUAAUCCUUCUGUUAUUCUUCGCGGGCGAGUUUGAGAUCGAGAUGUCGAAGAGGAAAUUCGGGUUCGAAGGCUUCGGCAUCAACCGGCCGGCGACUUACAGCUUCGAGCGGUCCCAAGCCCCGCAACGCCUCUACGUCCCACCUUCCUCUCGCAGCGGCGGCGGGAACGACAACUAUGAGGAUCACGACCUCGACAACAUCGACUACGACCAGCCCGACGCACCCGACCGCCAGCCUGACGCUGCCGACGGCGAGAUCGACCCCCUCGACGCCUUCAUGGAGGGCAUCCACGAGGAGAUCCGUGCGCCGCCGCCGCCCUCCGCGAAGCCGAAGGACAAAGGGGACAAGUACCCGGACGACGAGGAGGACGACCCCGUGGAGAGCUUCUUGAGGGCCAAGAAGGACGUCGGCCUGACGCUGGCAUCGGAGGCGCUUCGCGCCGGGUAUGAUUCGGACGAGGAGGUGUAUGCUGCGGCGAAGGCGGUGGAUGCCGGGCUGAUUGAAUAUGAUUCGGAUGAUAACCCGAUUGUUUUGGAUAAGAAGAAGAUUGAGCCUAUUCCAGCGUUGGAUCAUAGCGCUAUAGAGUACGAGUCGUUCGACAAGGAUUUUUAUGAAGAAAAGCCUUCAAUUUCAGGGAUGAGCGAGCAGGAUGUUGCUGAAUAUCGGAAAAGCUUAGCCAUACGUACUUCAGGUUUUGAUGUACCAAGACCCAUUAAAGCCUUCGAGGAUUGUGGGUUCUCUAUUGCAUUAAUGAAUGCUAUUGCGAAGCAGGGUUAUGAAAAACCAACACCAAUACAGUGCCAGGCUCUACCAAUCGUGCUUUCUGGAAGAGAUGUUAUUGGCAUUGCAAAAACUGGUUCAGGGAAAACUGCUGCUUUUGUACUUCCUAUGAUUGUUCAUAUCAUGGAUCAGCCUGAACUGCAAAAAGAAGAGGGCCCUAUAGGUGUAAUAUGUGCCCCCACAAGAGAAUUAGCACAUCAAAUAUAUCUAGAAGCAAAGAAGUUUGCAAAACCUUAUGGAAUACGGGUUGCUGCUGUCUAUGGUGGAAUGUCCAAACUCGAUCAAUUCAAGGAACUCAAGGCAGGUUGCGAGAUAGUUAUUGCCACUCCUGGAAGACUGAUUGACUUGCUGAAAAUGAAGGCACUGACAAUGUUAAGGGCAACAUACCUAGUACUUGAUGAAGCAGACCGGAUGUUUGAUCUUGGCUUUGAACCACAGGUACGAUCUAUUGUUGGUCAGAUAAGACCUGAUCGGCAGACACUACUUUUUUCUGCAACCAUGCCCAACAAAGUUGAACGACUGGCCAGAGAGAUUCUCACUGAUCCUAUAAGAGUGGCAGUUGGGGAGGUUGGGAUGGCCAACGAGGACAUCACUCAAGUUGUUAAUGUAAUUCCUUCUGAUGCUGAGAAAAUGCCUUGGCUUCUUGAAAAAUUACCUGAGAUGAUUGAUGAAGGAGAUGUUCUUGUAUUUGCAUCUAAAAAGGCUACAGUAGAUGAGAUUGAAAGCCAGUUGAUUCAAAAAGGAUUCAAAGUUGCGGCCCUUCAUGGGGACAAAGACCAGGCUUCUCGAAUGGACAUUUUACAGAAGUUCAAAUCUGGAACAUACCAUGUCCUAGUGGCGACUGAUGUUGCUGCACGUGGACUUGACAUAAAAUCAAUCAAGUCAGUUGUUAAUUUUGAUAUUGCUCGAGACAUGGAUAUGCAUGUUCAUCGUAUUGGAAGAACAGGCCGUGCUGGAGAUAAAGAUGGGAUUGCAUACACUCUUAUCACACAGAAAGAGGCACGCUUUGCUGGUGAAUUGGUCAACAGCUUAGUUGCUGCUGGUCAAAAUGUGUCUUCUGAACUGAUGAAUCUUGCUAUGAAGGAUGGGAGGUUCAAGGCCAAACGUGAUGCAAGAAAAGGUGGAAAGAAGGGGGGAGGCAGAGGAAAAGGUGGAAGUGGCAGUGGGCGAGGUGUGCGUGGAGUUGAUUAUGGGCUGGGUAUUGGUUAUAAUCCUGAGUCUGCAAAUGUAACAUCACAAUCUGUUCCAAGUCGAUCAGCUACUGUUAAUUCCCUGAGGACAGGGAUGAUGGCACAGUUUAAAAGCAAUUUUGUUGCUGCCACAUCCAGUCCUCAGAGUGAUGGUAGAAACCAAUGUAGUAUAUCUUCCAGCGGGAGACCAGUUCUACGUGGUUUUGUUUCUGGUGGUUUAAUUGGUGGAGAGGCAUAUAGAUUACAGCAAGCUGCCUCUUUUACUCCUGCCUCUAAGUCAGGAGGAAACACAAGUGAAAAUGGAAAUCAGAAGAACUCUGAAAGUUCUAGAGAUAGGCCCCGGGAAAGAAAGCGGCCAUCUGGAUGGGAUCGUUAACCUUACUCCAAUAGUUUUCCUGGAGCAUAGGCAAAAUCCAAGUGGUGUUCUUCCAGCUAUCUGAGAGGGUAUGAUAUUCUGAUUGAUUAAAAGAGGUUUGACCAAAUUAAACACCACACCUCACUGGUCAUGUAAUUAUAAGAGUGUUCAUCUCACCUUGCGAACUUGUGGCUUAGCUCUUAAAGAUCCUUUUUUUUUCUGCUUUUUAUCCAAUUGAGCAAGUGGAUAUUAUAUGUCGCAAGGAAGCUUUUAUAUUUAUCAGGUUUUAGGUUCCCUGUAAGAUAAACAAAGAGUUUCUCUCUUUUGUUUUCAUGGUCAGUUCUUGGUUAAUGCUAAGGAUAAUGUAUUUGUUAAAUCUUUUAGAUUUAUUAUUUGCAUUUAGCAUGUUCACUAUAGCUUCAUGUGCUUGUGGUAGAGAUAUAAUUCCUCAAGUUUUGCAUCUUUAAUCAGCAUUCACUAGUGCGUGCGGGCUUAAAGACCUGACAGGAUAUUUGUGCUUUUAGCUUUUGCAAAGUGAAAGGCAAUGAGUACGCAGUUAAAACAUUUUGAUUUAUGUUUUA
This is a messenger RNA of Elaeis guineensis (African oil palm), 3092 nucleotides long. RefSeq names its product DEAD-box ATP-dependent RNA helicase 24. Gene Ontology annotation, molecular function: nucleic acid binding; ATP binding; RNA helicase activity. NCBI's taxonomy places the organism in Eukaryota, Viridiplantae, Streptophyta, Magnoliopsida, Arecales, Arecaceae. The record is from RefSeq and is a predicted model, not a curated record.